GGCACACCUAUUGUGGUUCAUCUAGCCUUUCCUACGGUUGUGUACGAAAACCAUCGGCGGACAGGAUCUUGACCGAAGCUGACGUAUGUCGCUUGAUAGGAGAAAGCUGUACACCUGAUGCCGGAGCCCGUUCACACUCCUCACCCUCCUUUGAAGCUAAGUAUGUCUCCGGUGCAGAGCAGUAGAUACCCCAGUGCGCGGCGGUCAUCGUAGAAUGCCUCUGCGCUUGGACAUGUGUAACCGCAACGUUCCCCAGAAGUGAUUGCAUGCUCUGGUGCCGAGCCACCAUUAUGCGAAAGCGCGCUUGAAUUUCGCAGGCAACUCACCUGGAGUGUUAGGGAUCAGGCAAGACGCUCCUCCGCGAUGGAGGGUGCUGCGGGGCCUUCACGUCUGGUCACCCCACAGCCGGCAUUCCCCAGGUAGUGUUCUUAACACUUCUUGAGGUCGAGAAUAAUUGCAUCAGCCAUGAAGCCUACCAGCGGGUGUGUUUGUGACGGGCGAACAGGGCCGGGCCCGGCCCGGCUAGAUGAGCAUGCUCAUCACAAGCUGCUUUCUCCACAGUGGGGAUGUGCCCAAUGUUCUUUGCCGCAAUUGCUGGGUUGCAUUCUCAUAUUACUGACCUGCCGUUGUUGGUUGCACAGUACUGCACAUACCUUACAUUCACCUAAGGGCCUCCCAAGGCACGCAAACGCAGCUAUCUGUACGUUGAAGACUAUUCAACAGCCAGGGUCAGGUACAUAUGCUAUCCGGCACGGCAAAUUUUCGGUCAUUCCAACAUUCCUUGUGAUGUAAUUACCAAAGAAAAGGUAACUUCAGUGCACAAAAAUGCUGAAGUAGCGCAUUGAUCAAUAACUUUGUAACUGGUCAGGCUUGAAACCUUUACCGGUGUCAGCCGAGUAGCCGGAUGAACAGCUCGCAUCCGAGAGCUCUCUCUUCGGCGCCAGGCCCUUUGGCGCAGGGAAAGCGGGGCUUGCCAAGCCAACAGGGAGAAAAUGUUCAGGAUACGCGCGAGUCACAAGCGGCCCACAGACAAAAGAAGGAGACACGGCUUUCGGUGGACCCCUUGCGGCGGCUUGCUUGGUCCUGCUGGCGUUGCGACUUCCAGGCCGGCCAGAACGAUGAUGAGGAGUGGGCAAGCUCCUCCGCACCCGCAACAUCGCCAGCAGCAGCCGCAGGCACCGCUGGCAGCAGCGCAUUACCAGAACAGCCGCGCAAGCACUCUGAAGGCGGUGGUAGCGGCGGCGCUAGCAACACCGUACGGCAGCAGCAGCAGCAACAACAGCCUGCUAGCGCCGCUAGUCCGAGUGGCGGCGGUACGAACACAGAGGAAUGGGUUGUACGGCUGGACGUACAUGAAUCCGCUGUACGGCAUCAGGCGGCAGUAGGAGGCGGUUGGUUCGCCGUUGGUACGGCAACGGUAGGGAUCUGGAACAAAGUACGGCAGGGAAUCGGCGGUAGCAGCGGAUGGCGUGGAUGGCGGUGGCCCUGGGGACGGCGUCGUCGAUCGACUUCGGCACGCCAGCAUCGACAGCAGCAGCAGCAAGAGCAGCAGCAACAGCAGCUGGGGGGUGAUAACAACAACAGCGGUAACGGCAAUGGCAGCGACAGCAGCUCUGCCGGCGGCGGCGGUGAUGAUGCAGCCGGCACAUGGAGUGAAAGUGAAGUCGGAGCCGCCGCCGCCGCGACCUGGGCGGCAGCAGGUCCCGCCUCCGCUGGCCCCUCCGUCGUACGCGCAACUACUGGCGCCGCUGCCGCAACCGCCAAAACCAAGGUCCCCACCCGCUGGGCGACCACCCCAGCAGCCCCCGCUCCCUUAGGCAACCGUGUGGUCACCGCCAAGUAUUCGCUGCUCACGUUUCCGCCCAUCUUCCUGUUUGAGGUGUUUAGCCGUGUGGCCUACCUGUACUUUCUGGCGCAAGCGGCGCUCAGCUGGUGGGAUGUGGUGUCGCCGUUCUCCGGCAUCGGAAGCACUGCUGCGUUGUUGUUUGUGGUAGCCGUGAGCGGCGUCAAGUCCGCUGUAGAAGAUGUUCGGAGGCACCUGGAGGAUCGAGCCACCAACCGUGCGCUUACCAGGCGACUGCUGCCCGAUGGGUCAACCAAGCGGAUUGCGUGGGAGGACGUGCGCGUGGGGGAUGUACUAGAGGUUCGAGACGGCGAGCUGUUGCCUGCUGACCUGCUGCUCCUCAGAACGGGGCUGCCGGAGGGAGUGGCCUUCGUGCGUACGACAAAUCUCGACGGCGAAACCAACUUGAAAGUACGACAUGCAGUACGACUGCCCGGAUGGGAACAGUACGACAAUACGAUAGUAGAGGAUGCGGAAGCGGAGGCGGAGGUGAAUGUCCCGGACGGUGAUGCAGGUGGUAACGCCAACAACGAUAACGGUAACGGUAACGGAAGCAGCAGCAGUGGGAGCAGCAGUAGUAGCAGCGAUGGCGCAGCAAGGUCGGACGCGUCUGUUGAGCUCCGGAGGUCCAAUCACCAGCUGCUGGCCGGUGUGACCGGCCGAGUGGUGUGUGAGCAGCCCAGUCGCAGCCUGCACUCCUUCACCGGUGGGCUGCACUUGGACCCACCAUCACCACCAUUUGAGUCGCGCUUGGUCCCACCAUUGCAAGAAGAAUCACAAGGAGAAUUGCAAGGAGAAUCGCAAGGAGAGCCUACUUCAUCGGUUCCACAGCAGCAGCAGACGGCGGCGGCGGCGGCGGUGGCAGCAGGGGCCGCAGCUCCGCAGCCCCCCGCCGCAGUACCGCUCAGUAUGGACAACAUGCUGCUUCGGGGCUGCGUGCUGAAGAACUCACGGUACGUGCUCGGGCUCGCGGUGUACUGCGGCCCGCAAACCAGGAUCCAAAUGAAUGCCGUACGACCGCCCAUCAAGGUCGGGUCGUUCGAUCGUUUCCUAAACAAGCAGAUCCUGCUGUUGCUGGUGCUGCAGCUGCUGCUGUCAGUCGCGUCUGCGGUUGUCAGUUGGGUGUGGAGAAAGUACGAGGGUGUACGGCGACCGCAUUUGGCGUUGGACGAUCCCGUACAAGGCAACUGGCGCUCGCCGGGGACGUACAUUGUACUGCUAUCCAUCACGUUUUGGAUCCUGUACGGGUACCUAGUUCCCAUCAGCCUUUUUGUGACGAUGGAGCUCGUCAAGUUUUGGCAGGCCUUUGUCUUCAUCAACUCCGACCCGGCACUGGAGGACCCCGCCUCCUCUUGCCAGCCCUCCUCCAACGGCCACCACAAACACCACCGCCACGAGCAGCAUAUUGACCGUCCUCAAGGCGGAUUCCGCAGCCUCUUUACGUCCACCCGGGAACCUGACAACAAUAACAACAACCACAACUCUGUCGCACGCGAGGCGGCGAGCGGCGACGCAUGGGGCGACGCAGGUCACGACCGCCGCCGUGGGGAUCAUCGCAAUGCUGGGGUCGGCAGUGACAACGGCGGCGGUGGUGACGGCAGUGGCGCCGAGGACGGCAGCAGCAACGGCGGUAGUGGUAGUAACGGCAGUGCCGGCGGCGGUAGCGGCAAUGGCGGCAGCGGCCAUGCCUUUGCUCGCAGCAGCGCUGUCAAUGAGGACCUGGGUCGUGUAGCCAUGGUGUUCAGCGACAAGACGGGCACCCUGACACGCAACGAUAUGCGUCUGAGGUGCUGCGCGCUGGGAGAGGAAAGGUUCGGCAGCUUGGACGUACGGCUGGAAGAGCGCCCCGAGCUGGUCGGCCCCUCGGCGCUGCGUGAGUUCGAUUCCCGGCUGCUGCAAGCCGCGAUUGCGCUGGUGCGGGCAGGUCGCUGGCGGCAGGUGGUGGAGGGCGGCGGUGCUGGGGGCUUUGCUGCUGCUGCUUCCACCUCCGCUGCUGCAGCUGGUUCCGCUGCUGGUGCUGCUGCCGGUUCAGCCUUACAACAGCAGAAGCAGCAACAGAACCAGGCGACCCAGGAUGAACCAGAGCGGAAGCAGCAGGAGCAGGAGCGGGAGGUUCUGGGUCAGCGGCUGGUUUCCUUCUGGCUGGGCGUGUGUUUGUGUCACUCGGUGGUGCUGGAGCCGCACCCGGCUGCGGACAAGCCGCCUGCAUACCAGGGUCCCUCGCCGGAUGAAGUGGCGCUGCUGGACGCUGCGCGUCAGUUAGGAUUCGAGCUGACGGCGCGGCGGCGGGACGAGCUGGAGCUCAAGGUGAUGUCGCCACCCGCGUCAGAGGUGCCGUCAGCAGAACCGUCGGCGGCGGUGUCGCCGUCAGCAUCGGCAACGCCAGGGUCCGUACCUUCCGCGGCGCCGGCGGAGUUGGAGGGCAGCAGCGGUGGCAGCGGCGGCCGUGGUGGCGGCGGCGGCGAAAGCAGCGGCGAGAGGAGCGGCGUCGCUGACGUCAGCGGAGGCAUCGGCGCCGCGACCGCUGCCGACGCCGCCGCCAAGGACAAUGACGGCAACGCACUUGUCGUACGGUAUCGAGUCCUGAACGUGCUCGAGUUCAGCAGCGCACGCAAGCGCAUGUCAGUGGUGGUGGAGGCACCGGACGGCUCCCUGGCGCUCCACACCAAGGGAGCUGACAGCGUCAUUCUGAGUCGUCUUGCGGUGGCGGGCGGCGGCGGCACGUCUGUGGCUGCUGCUGGCGCCGCCGGUUCAAGUGAAGCGGUGCGGGCGGCGGCGGAGGCAAGCCUGCAGCACUUCGCCACCCAGGGACUCCGUACACUCGUCCUUGCAGCCCGGCCGCUACCCGACCGAGCCUGGUACGAACGCUGGGACGAGCGUUACCAGGCGGCUGCAGCGGGAGUCGGAGCCGGCGGGACCGACCCACGGGUCCGUGCCGCCGCCCUGGAUGCGCUGGCGGAGGAGAUGGAGCGGGAGCUGCAGCUGGUGGGGGUGGCGGCCAUUGAGGACCAAUUGCAGGAGGGCGUCCCCGCCGCUGUGGCCACGCUGCUUGCUGCCGGCGUGCGCGUGUGGAUGAUCACGGGCGACAAGCUGGAGACCGCCGUCAAUAUCGCUCGGGCGGCGCGACUGGUGACACAGCCGCGAGACGAGCAGCUGCUGGUGCUGCGAGAGGUUGGGGAGGCAGCCAUUCGGCAGCAGCUGCGCUCCCUCACCCGCAGAGCAGCCGCCAUCAUCGCCGCUGCCGCUACCAACGACACUAGCGGCGGCGGUAGCGGUGGUGGCGGAGGCAGCAAUAGAGGCAGCAGUGGUGUCGGCGGCGGCAUGGGACGGCGGGUUUCAGGGCAACGACAACGACGCGUAACAGCGCGAGCCAACGCCGACGUCGGUGGUGGUGGUGCUGCUGCUGCCGGGGGUACCAACCGCCGCACGAGUGAUGGGGCGAGUGCGGUCUCGGACCAGCAGCAGCAACGUAACAAAGGGCUGGCUGCAGAUCAGCAGUGGCGCCAUGGGCAGCAGGGGCAUGAGGCGGGGGAUGUGACUCUGGAUCAACAGCACAAACAACAACGCCAGCAGCAGCAGCAGCAGCAGCAGCGACAGCGGUCCAAGGAAACAAAGGAGCUGCAAUUGUCUAGCACGGCAUCGGCGGCGGCGGCGGCGGCGACGGCGACGGCACGUCCAGCCGACGGCGACGACGGCAGUGGCGAUGUUGCUUCCGACGGCGGUUUCCCUUCAACGACGGCUGAACUGGUGGUUGACAGCCGUACACUCGACAUGAUCUUGGAUCGGCCGUCGCUCGUGCGUCAGUUGGCGGCGCUGUGCGCGGGAUGCGCGAGUGUGGUGGUGUGCCGCGCGUCGCCGGCGCAGAAGGCGGCGCUGGUACGAAUGAUGAGGGAACACCGGCGGCGUACGGCGGAGGCGCGGCGCCGCCGCCGCUGGCGGUGGUUGGCUGGCUUCGGAGGCAGCGGCGGCGGAGGAGGUCGAGGUGUGUCGGUGGCGCCGGUGAUGUGGCUGCUGACGCGACUUGGGUUUAGGAAGGAAGGUACGGCGGCGGAGGCGGCGCCGAGAGUUGGUCAUGUCAGGGCGAGUGGUAGCCAUGACGGCGGCGGCGGCGGCGGCGAUCACGAGGGUAGCAGUGUCGUACUGGGCGACGGCGGCGACGGCGGCGAGUGGGGCUCAAUGGAGCGAGACGGCGUGCUGUUAGCCAUUGGCGACGGAGCAAAUGACGUGGCCAUGAUCCAGGCUGCUGAUGUCGGUAUUGGUGUGAUGGGCAAGGAGGGGCGGCAGGCGGUCAACAACAGCGAUGUGGCGUUGCCGCUGUUCCGCCACUUGGUGCCCCUGCUGCUGGUGCACGGCACGCUGAGCAACGAGCGGCUGUCCCGGCUGAUCACCUACUCCUUCUACAAGAACCUGGCGUACUGGGGCAUGCUGCUGGCAUUCCAGUUCUACUGCGGCUUCUCAGGCGCUGAUCGACGACAUCAGCGGCUCCUUUUACAACGUGGUCUUCACCGCGGCUCCCAUUCUGGUGGUGGCGCUGCAGGAGAGUCUGGCCCCCGACCCCGCCCACACGCUGCUGCAGCACCCGGAGCUCUACAACUCCCACUCGCUGCUCACCGCCCGGAGGUUCUGGCUGGAGGGAAUCCUGCUGCCGCUGACCCACAGCGCCGCUUGUUUCUUCGUACCCAUGUACGGAGUCACGCCGUACGGCACACGGCCGUUACACAACCUGUACGUGGUUGGCAAGGCGUCGUACGUUUCGUUGGUGGUUGCCGUUACUGCUGAGCUGCUGCUCACGACACGCGCCUGGACGAGGCUGCUGGGGGUGGUGUGCUUCCUGAGCGCCGUGUUGCCCUUCCCCUUCCUGCUGCUGGUGUGGCGGUUGGAGCUGUCCGCCGGCUAUCUGGACGAGACGACGGUUGGUGCCGCGGACAUCCUGUUCGCCUCGCCGUACUUUUGGUUUAGCAUGCUUGCGGCGGUGUCGCUGACGUUUGGCACAAGGUACAUCGAGCGCGCCAUUCGCUGGAUCUACUUCCCGGACGCCUUCAUGCGCCUGGCAAGACAACACACCAGGGCGCAGCGGCGGGAACAUCAGCAGCAGCAGCAGCAGCAGCAGCAGCGGGGACAACGACAGGAAGAAGCGCAGCAGGAGCAGCAGGAGCAGCAGGGGCCCUAGGACAACCUUUGUACGGCAUUAGUAUGGCCUUGGUAUACCGGUAGCCUUGGCGUCUAUGUGGGGUACCGUACAUAACUGCCUCGCUCGCUUCCUGCCGUUUAAUGGGGGCCCUUCUGAGACACAGAGCAUAGUGGGCCUAGAAGCUCUGGGUUUUAGCCAAGUAGACCCGUGGGUCACCACGCGCAGGGUACGGCGGGCAACCUAAUGUAGCCCAUGAAGCGCACGAUUACACUUUGUUCCAAUUGAGUAGGAGGGGAUUGCGUACGAGAGUAACGGUUUCGGUUGCUGGAGGGCGGUUGUCGCGGAUCCGUGUGCCUAGCUAUGCGCCAUGAUACUGUAUGCUAUGGAUCGAUCGGUUGUGCUGUGUGUGCGGGGGACGUCAACUGUCAGGCGCUACUUGCUGCAGGCUCCCAAGUUGAUGUAGCCAGAACGUGUAUGGGCGUAUUGGAUAUAUAACGCAACUGGCUGUCUUCUUACGGGUGCAGGGGAUAGUCCAGGAUUGGUUGUUCGCGUGCCCAUCUUGCAUGUUGGGGUCGGAAUAGCCAGCAGCUAUAUGAUGUAAUGUCACUUAAUCAUUAGUAUAGGUUGAGCUGUUGUCCUGGUUGAGGUUUGAUGACGUCCGUGCGAGAGGCUGUGCUAUCUGGAUUGUGUAGGGCCAUCCUGCCUAGACCUACAGGGUUCGUGCGGCGUGCUCACCGCUUACGUAUCUAUUCUCCAUUAAUUAACUUGACGGAACUUCCUGUAAGUCUAAACAUUUCACAGGAAAUGCUCCACAAAGCAAGGCUAACGUUGUUCACAGCGCAAUGAGCGAUGUAACGUAGAGCCAGAGCACAUAGACACUUUGCAACGACUGGA
Messenger RNA from Astrephomene gubernaculifera, 7868 nucleotides. Lineage: Eukaryota; Viridiplantae; Chlorophyta; Chlorophyceae; Chlamydomonadales; Astrephomenaceae. The record is from the annotation of a GenBank genome assembly.